This is a messenger RNA of Penicillium concentricum, 681 nucleotides long. Its product is annotated as Peptidase M19 renal dipeptidase. The coding region runs from base 1 to 681 and encodes 226 amino acids. The record is from RefSeq and is a predicted model, not a curated record. Gene Ontology annotation, molecular function: metallodipeptidase activity. Lineage: Eukaryota; Fungi; Ascomycota; Eurotiomycetes; Eurotiales; Aspergillaceae. Gene Ontology annotation, biological process: proteolysis. The transcript is spliced from 2 exons.
AUGCAGCAAGGCAAAGUGGGUGGGCAGUUUUGGUCGGUCUUUGUAGAGCAUAGCGUUCGUGACACCCUUGAGCAGAUUGAUGUGGCAAAGCGCUUGGUAGCGGAAUACAGCGAGCUGCAGUACUGCGAAACAGCAGCAUGUGCUCAACAAGCCUUCAAAUCAAAGAGAAUAUCAUCUAUGCUCGGCGCCGAAGGACUUCACCAGAUUGGUUCAUCCAUUGCCGUGAUCAGGCAGAUGUACGAGCUCGGAGUGCGCUAUAUCACCCUCACUCAUAACUGCGACAAUGCAUUCGCUACUGCAGCAACUACAGUGACCAAAACAGGUAAAGAUAGUGGACUGAGUGAUUUUGGCCGCGCUGCGAUACGCGAAAUGAACCGAUUAGGCAUGAUGAUAGACCUCUCCCACACGUCUCACCGAACAAUGCGAGAUACCAUAGCUGUGACUCGAGCACCCGUGAUAUUUUCGCAUUCGGCGUGCUAUGCGAUUGCAAAGAGCUUGAGAAAUACCCCUGACGACGUCCUUCAAAUGCUCCCGCAAAAUGGUGGCCUGAUUAUGAUCUUUUUUGCGAACAAGUUCAUUCGACCUGAUAGCCCCGAAAAGGCCAGUUUGGAAGAUGUGGUGGACCACAUAUUUCAUGCUGCCUCCAUCGCUGGCUGGGAUCAUGUUGGAAUUGGUGAGUAG